AUGGGUGAAACAGGGUGGAAAGGACUGGUGUUCCUUGUGUGUGCCUGUAUGACUGUUGUCACACGCGGAAAGACAGUGAAAUAUCAGACAUUUGAGGAAGACGCACCGGGUACAGUGAUUGGAAACUUGGCCAAGGACAUGUCCGCCUCUGGUUCCAGGAGCAGCUUUAGGAUGAUGAAACAGUUCAACUCUUCCCUCAUCCGACUCCGGGAGAGCGACGGCCAACUCAGCAUCGCAGAGAGGAUCGACCGCGAACGCCUCUGCAAACACAGCCAGCUCUGCCUCAUCUCUUUUGACGUGGUGAGUUUCUCCAAAGAGCAAUUCAAACUCAUUCACGUUGAGGUGGAGGUCAAGGACAUCAAUGACAACUCCCCUGAGUUUCCACGGAAAGAGUCCAGCCUCGAGAUCUCAGAGAACACCGCGGUUGGCACGCGCAUCCCACUGGACUUUGCCGUGGACCCAGAUGUGGGCUCUAAUUACAUCCAGAGCUAUCAAAUCUCCGUGAACAGUCACUUUUCUAUUGACGUCUUGAGCAGGGCCGACGGGGUUAAAUAUGCAGAGCUGGUGCUUAUGAAGGAGUUGGACCGUGAGACGCAGGCGUCUUACGCGCUAGAACUUGUGGCAAUGGAUGGUGGCACCCCGUCCCGCUCUGGAACCACACGCAUCAACAUUAAGGUAAAAGACUACAAUGAUAACAGCCCUGUGUUUGACCGGAGCAGCUUCUCUGUGGAACUGGCAGAGGACGCGCCCGUGGGCACGCUGCUGCUGGACCUAAACGCAGAGGACCCGGACGAGGGGUUAAAUGGAGAGGUGGUCUAUGGCUUUGGAAACCAGGUGCCACAGGAGAUUCGCCAGUUAUUCCGCGUGGACAGAAAGACCGGGCGUCUGACACUUGAGAGUCCAGUGGACUUUGAGACCAAAAACACGUAUGAGUUUGAUGUCCAGGCUACUGACCUGGGUCCGAACCCGAGCCCUGCCAUCUGCAAAAUCGUGGUCCAAGUGCAAGACGUGAAUGAUAACGCACCAGAGAUUUCGAUCAGUCCCAUGACGUCCAUUACAGCCGGCAUUGCUUACGUCACAGAAGCCGCUGCGCGCGAAAGCUUUGUGGCGCUAGUGAGCACCUCAGACCGUGACUCUGGUGCUAAUGGACAGGUGCACUGUACGCUUUAUGGGCACGAGCACUUCCGGUUACAGCAGGCCUAUGAGGACAGCUUCAUGAUUGUAAGUACAAGUGCCCUCGACCGCGAGAAGAUACCUGAGUACAAUCUGACUAUUGUGGCUGAAGACCUUGGCUCGCCUCCCUUCAGGACCAUUACGCAUUACACCAUCCGCCUGACUGAUGAAAACGACAACGCACCUGUGUUCACCAAAGCGUUGUAUGAUGUGGCAGUAACUGAAAACAAUGCACCCGGUGCCUACAUCACCACUGUGGUAGCGCAUGACCAGGACCUGGGAGCAAAUGGAAAGGUCAGCUACAAACUUGCAGACACCUACUUCAUGGGUUCUCCCAUAUCAACUUUCGUUAGCCUCGACCCAGCAAGUGGCUCAUUAUAUGCCCUCCGAAGUUUUAACUUUGAGCUCGUGAAGCAGCUGGAGUUACGAGUUAUCGCCAGUGAUGGCGGGUCCCCACCUCUGGCUGGUAGUGCCUCUGUUUACAUCAGGAUUGUGGACCAGAACGAUAACGCGCCCGUGAUCACGCAGCCUGCACUGCACAACGGAACAGCAGAGAUCUCACUACCACGAGAGUCCCCAAGUGGCUACAUCGUAACCAGGGUGGAGGCGCGAGAUGCGGAUGAAGGGGUGAACGCAGAGAUGUCCUUUGCUCUUGCCUCCAGUGACUCCACUGCAUUCGCUGUGAACAAAGCUACAGGGGAUGUUUACCUGAACCACGCCCUCUCCCAUGACGUCGACGAGAUGCUGCGCGUUACCAUCACUGUCAGUGACAACGGGCGGCCAGCACUCAGUUCUACUGCAACUGUGCACUUUUUGAUCGUGGCGGGUGCGCCGCCGAGCGACCGCUCAGUGUAUGAGACAGAGAGCGGGGCGCCCUUACACGUGCAGUGGGACUUGUCCGUGGUGAUCAUUGUGGUCCUCGCGGGCAGCUGCACUCUGCUGCUGCUGGCCAUCAUCCUCAUCGCCACCACGUGCAACCGGCGCAAGCGCGACAAGAGUGAGGAGGACACCGAGUCUUACCACGAGAAGGGCACUUUAGAGCGGGGCAGAGGUCACGUGGCGGACAACCCGCUGCUCCCGCUGCAUUCGACCACAGGAGGCUCUGUGACCUUUGAUGGACACUCCUACACUAGCCAGCCUGGAUUCAGCUCUGCUCAUCCCGGGAGCACUGACAUGUGCUCGGCCUCUGAGGACGGCAGCGAGGCGCCCUGUGUCUACGACUCAGACAGCAACAACAAGCGCACUGGGAACAAGCACGAGGGAUACUCCACGCUCCCAGGCUACGGCAACGGCAAAGAGGCGGUGCGCCCCAUCACCAUCUGGAAGGGCAACUCUUACACCACUAUAUCUGCUCGGGAUCCAGUUUUUAGCGGCAAAGACAGUGGCAAAGGAGACAGUGACUUCAAUGACAGCGACAGUGACGUGAGCGCAGAUACUUUGAAGAAAGAAGGAGUUGUGGUUCCACCCAUGGGCACACAAAAUGCUCUGUGGGCGUGCACCAGUGAAUGUAAGGUCUUGGGUCAUUCAGACCGCUGCUGGAGUCCUACAGCUGUCAGAGCCCACGCGGGACCCUCCCCCUCUCCAGCCCCCACUCUGACCUCCUUCAGCAGUUUACCCAAGACAGCCUCACUGCCCCGGGACCCCAACCGCAGGGACAACUAUUACCAAGCUCACAUCCCCAAAACCGUGGGUCUGCAGAGUGUCUAUGAGAAGGUCCUGCACAGAGAGUAUGACUACAUGCUAGUGACCCCUCCCAGACCUGUGCGAGUGCAAGAGAUCAGUGAAGUCAGCAUCCCUGUGUACACGCCAACCCCAACACACUGCCCCACCAAUAAUGAUGUUUAAAGACUGAGCACAUUUCACCCACACUUAGGGAAAUAUAUCAAGGACUAAUUAAUUUAUAAAGACAAGAGAAUAAUGUAUUUGAUAAUAUUAUGGAGACUGUGAAUAUGUUUUAUUAUUUGUUUUAUUUUGUUUAAUGUAAAUUCUACAUGAAGUCCAUUCAAUCACUUGUUGGACAUGAAGUGUAUAAUAUUGCAAGAUUUGUACAUAA
This is a messenger RNA of Boleophthalmus pectinirostris (great blue-spotted mudskipper), 3226 nucleotides long. RefSeq names its product protocadherin-8. Gene Ontology annotation, cellular component: plasma membrane. NCBI's taxonomy places the organism in Eukaryota, Metazoa, Chordata, Actinopteri, Gobiiformes, Gobiidae. Gene Ontology annotation, biological process: homophilic cell-cell adhesion. Gene Ontology annotation, molecular function: calcium ion binding. The transcript has 3 exons. The record is from RefSeq and is a predicted model, not a curated record. Bases 1 to 3018 code for a protein of 1005 amino acids.